AUGUCGUGGUAUUCUAAUAUCCUCACCAACACAACCUCGCGCAUCAACAACCUACAGCGCAGCUUUCUCGGCGGCGAAACAGACGGCGACACCGAAGACGACACUCACGUCUGUCGAGUUCUACGAAACUACUACACCGAAAAAGGCCGUCCCUUUCCCGGCUGGCUCCCACCCGACCCCAAGGCCCCGCCGCCCGCCCAGCCCGUCCUCGCCCAGCAAAGUGGCGUCGGGUCACGCUAUGGCGGUCUCACACAACAGGGCGGAGGUAGUCUGAGCAGUCUCUGGGACAACAACCCGGUGUCCCAGCCACAAGAUUCCCAGAGUCUGAGGCAAGGAAGAGGAGCACCGCCCCCCAUGCGGCGUAAUGAUCCGAGGGCGAACCCGAACAACCCCUUCAACAGCAGUGCGCCUGGUGCUGGCGGAGCAGGCGGGGCAGGCGGGGGACGAGACGACGUGCAGGCAAGGCCGCUGCCGAGCCAGAGAGCUGGCAGCUACCAGAGCGCCGGGAGUGCGCAAACACCACCAGCAGGUUCGGGUGCCGGCAGCGCGCAAGAUCGGCUGCGGCAGAGGCUUUGGGGAGGGUCGAGGACGGCCAGCCCAGCCGCUGCCGGGCCUUUCAACCCGCCGCCGCAGCAAAGCAGUUCCAAGGGCGGUGGAAGUAUGGACGACUACGAAUCACGGUUCAGCCCAGGUGGCAUGUACGAUGCGACCUCUAACCGAGGUGGCGAUAAACCAUUCAUGGCUGCCAACUCGCCCUGGGCCAGCGACGAAAGCCAGAUGUAUGGUGGCGGGGGAGGCGGAGGCAGUGGCAGAUCCGGGGGCUUGCCAGGAGGGAAUAGGAGGGCGGGUUUGCCUAGUGGCCCUCGUAUGAGAUGA
Messenger RNA from Truncatella angustata, 876 nucleotides. RefSeq names its product Sec1-binding region of Mso1-domain-containing protein. The transcript has a single exon. Lineage: Eukaryota; Fungi; Ascomycota; Sordariomycetes; Amphisphaeriales; Sporocadaceae. Bases 1 to 876 code for a protein of 291 amino acids. The record is from RefSeq and is a predicted model, not a curated record.